Molecule: messenger RNA, 10812 nt
Organism: Diabrotica virgifera virgifera (western corn rootworm)
Lineage: Eukaryota; Metazoa; Arthropoda; Insecta; Coleoptera; Chrysomelidae
Product: forkhead box protein O-like
Exons: 5
Coding region: 36-1145 (369 amino acids)
Biological process (GO): regulation of transcription by RNA polymerase II
Cellular component (GO): nucleus
Molecular function (GO): DNA-binding transcription factor activity, RNA polymerase II-specific; RNA polymerase II cis-regulatory region sequence-specific DNA binding
Source: RefSeq, a predicted model, not a curated record
CAAUCAGGCACAACUUGUCGCUACACAACAGAUUCAUGCGGGUCCAAAAUGAAGGUACUGGAAAAUCCUCUUGGUGGAUGAUAAACCCCGACGCCAAGCCCGGAAAAUCCGUAAGACGAAGAGCAGCCUCUAUGGAAACUAGCAAAUUCGAGAAAAAACGGGGUAGAGCAAAGAAAAAAGUCGAAAUGAUAAAAAACGGUUACCUGCCCGACACAACGCCUAGUCCUAGUUCAUCUGUAUCUGAGAGUUUAGACUUGUUUCCAGAUUCGCCGAUUCACAGCGGCGGUUUCCAAUUGAGCCCAGAUUUUAGACCAAGAGCCUCUUCGAACACUUCUUCGUGCGGGCGCCUGUCCCCCAUCCCUUCUGUAGGAGCCGAAUCCGAAUGGGCCACGCACAACCAAUUUAACAGCCAAACCUAUAGUCCAGAUAUUGUACCCAGCGGUAAUUAUUCGCCAGAUCAAUUGGCGGGAAACCUCCAGCAAGGGAUGAAGCUCGAACCAGACACAUAUUUGGGGUAUAUGAAUGGGCAACCAGCACAGCCCCCACCACCGCCAUAUACAGCUCCUUACGAACAAUUUCCUGGAUGUAGGGACCUAGGAGGCGCCAUACAUGCCACCUCUCCUUACGGAUUAACGCAGUGUCCAAUCCACCGUAUCCAAUCGUGUUCUUGUAUGCAACCAAUUAAAGUCGAGAGUAUGUCACCUGCAGGCAUGUCCCCCUCGUACCCCCACUCCGAACCCUCGCCGGAUCCCCUUAGCUCUCAAUAUUUAAUUAACAGAAUGCAACGACCUCCUUCGAGUAGUCCUCCUCUAACUCCGCAACCAGCACAACAGCAACAACAACAGAACAUCCCCUCGACGAUGAUGGGCCAGAUGAUGGCAGCGCUCAACAACAGCGCCAUCUUGGAUGACCUCAAUAUCAACGUUGAGUCGUUGCAGGGUGGCUUUGACUGCAACGUCGAGGAGUUAAUCAACCACGAACUGAACAUGGAGGGUAGUUUGGACUUUAAUUUCCCUAACCAACAGCACCCGGUACCAGUUACCGUGUCCGCACAGAACGAACCACAUACGGGAAUAACGAAUAGUCAGCCUAGUGCGCCACCUACAUACUCGACUACGGUAACGACACCGUCCUGGGUGCAUUAACAAAGAAAUUUCAGGAAAUGAAUUUCUGCAACCAUAGAAUCAAGUUUAUGUAGAUUGGUUCUGCGCCGCUAUUCUAUCUGUUGUGCAACCGUUGACAGUGUAAUCUUGUUAAAAUGAUCUCGUGUUAUGCUCAUUAUUAAUUGUUUGUACAGAAAUGAAUAUGCUUUUAUGUCUUUUCUAUUACAAGAAAUAAUGUUAGUUCUAUGAUCUACAAGCAGACUCAAAAAGUUCCCAACACAAAUUAAAUGAAUCAAAUAUUUAUUUAUUGAUAUAUUUGACCAAAUGGUUUGCUGAAGGAUCAAAUAUUUGUUGAUUUUUUCAAAAUAUGCCAACAUUGAACAAAUUAUCAGUUUCUGUUUUAAACAUUAAGGGGUUUAUACAUCCAGUUUGUUCCCAGCAAAAUGUAAGCAUUUUUGUUGUAGUAUUAAACUUUGCUACUUACCUAAAGUUUUCUAGUCACUGUAAGACAAAAACAUUCAAAUAUAACUAAAAUAUGAUAAACUUAACCAUAUAUUUUUUUUACGAUUUCGGAAUCUACAAGAAUUUUACUUGUAUCUGGCCGUCUUAUCAAACUCGUCUGUGUGCAGGGUAAAUCUUACCAAUACCAACUUGGUCUUAAUAAGUUGGACUGCAAAGAGGAAAGACUUUGUCUUUCCCGUUACUUUACAGUGUCUCCAGAUCAUGGAUCCAUGAAAAAUAUCAAUAUCAGUAGCCAUUAUUAAAUUAUACAUCCCUCUUCUGUAAUCUCUUGUAUUUCGGAACAUUUUAAUUUUCCUAGGAUCUUUCAUUUGUUGAUUAUCUUUAGUUACAGCUAUGUGAAUGAUUAUACCAACUUUUCUUCUGUUAAUGUGAUUAUGUUCCUCCAGUUUAGUUCACCUUUUGAUUCUAAAAUACUAAACAAUUCAACUGAUAUAUUUUCAUUUAUUAUGUACCUAUUUCAUUAAUUAGGGGCUGUUUUUGCUACAUUUUUGUUCUCCCCAAUGUCUCGUGUUCGAUCAUUUCUAUAUCUUGUCACCAUUUUGCCACAUACUGUAAACACUACUAUUUUAUAUGUACAUACUUCUAGAUACACGUGUUUCAUCCAAUGUUUUGACACUGUUACUAUAUUUUAUUUUAUAUAACCAACAUACAGUGAUGAGCGCACUAAUAACCGGCAAAAUAACGCAAAAGAUGGAAAACAUAUUAAGUUAUGAGAUAAAAAGAGAUGAACCUAGUGGAGGUGUUACAUUUAGCGAUAGUAACUUAUAGAUUGACAUUAUAUUGAUUGUUUCCCACCUUUAGAUGUAUCGGAAGAGUUUGAGAAGUGCCACUGUCAUAGUGACAGUUUUAGUUGACAUACUCCUCUGAUACGUCUAAAGGUGGGAAACAAUCAAUAUAAUGUCAAUCUACAAGUUACUAUGAAAUUUAACACUUCCACUAGGGGUCACCUCUUUUUAUCUCACAACUUAAUAUGUUUUCCAUCUUUUGCGUUAUUUCUCCAGCAAAUAGCACCUUUGAGAAAACCCGAUGUAUUUUUUUUAUUAACAAAUUCGCAUCAACCAAAUUGGCUAUUCCCUGAAACAAUUGUAGCGACCAAUAAUUUGUAUUACGUUUGUAUGUUUAGAUGGAGUUUAAAAUGUUAAUUGAAGUUAGGAAAACCCGAUGUAUUGAUAGACGGUUAAAGUGCCAGAUUGACCGUUUGUGCAAAAUAAGGCCUAACACUCCUAAGUUAUCCUAAUUAAAAUUAGUCAAUUAGAAUUUAAAGAUAGACUGCGACUGAAAAUAUUUGAGUAAAUUUUAAUGACAUUAUAUUUUUUGUAUGAACAUUUGUUAGAAUAUUUACAAUCUUACAGUUUCCAUGUCAGAUGAACAAACUAGGUGGAACAAUAAUGUAAGUUAUCUAAUAUGAAUGGAACUUUUUGGGUCCUCUUCCGAUCUCUGCCUUCAUUAAUUUCUCAUUUCUGGUGCCAUUUGUUCUACAGUUUUAAGUUCAUAGAUGCCAAUUUUUAUAAGGUAAGCGGUAUGGGUUGGCAGCUCAAUAUUCCCUGAAAAAAGAAAAAACAAAAAAAUGAAAAUGUUGUUCGAUUACUAGUAAUUUUUUUUAAAUUUGUAAUUUAUAAGGCCAGAUUGAUUAUACAUAGUGUAAAAUAAGAGUUAAUAUAACAAUUUGAAGCAGCAUCUCGUAAGAAAAUGUCAAAAUACCGUCGACUUUUCAAGAAACAGAGUUCAAAUAUUUAUUUUUGGUGUUUUAUGCAAAGCUAGUCUUAUAAUUUGUGAAUAUGAAUGUUUUUUUUGACGAUGUAUAUAUAGAAAGAUACUUUUACAAUACAUAUAAAGUUUUUAUUUGCUUAACUUUUAAUGUUAAAAACUUCAAGUCAGCUUUUAAAUUUUAUAAGUGCUGUUAAAUCAUAAAACCAACAUUAAAUAUGUUACAGCAUAUAUCACAGUCAUUAAAUUGUAUAGUUAUAAAAUCCAUAUAGUAGAUAAAGUUAUAGGUUUUUUACCAAAUUAUGUCACAUUAUAUAAUAAGAUCUAAAUUUUAUAAGUGCUGUUAAAUCAUAAAACCAACAUUAAAUAUGUUACAGCAUAUAUCACAGUCUUUAAAUUGUAUAGUUAUAAAAUCCAUAUAGUAGAUCUUAUUAUAUAAUGUGACAUAAUUUGGUAAAAAACCUAUAACUUUUCUAAUUGUUUUGUAAGUGUUGUAACUAUUAAAAGUUCUGUUUACUUAUCCACUAUUAUAUAAUAUAUUAUACUAUUACUAUUUGGACGUUUCUUCCUUAGCAUUUCUAUUAGACUGCUUGAGGUUUUUAAUAGAAGAAUGAUCUCUUUCUGAUUUUUUCGUACUAAUUUUUAAAGAAUUUUACCCCAAUGAAGAAUUAUGUUGUCCCCAAUAGCUAUAAUUGGCGUAGCCUGUAGGAUAAGACCCACAAUUUUAAAAACUAGUACGAAACUAAAACUUAGAAAUGGAUCUAUUUUUUUUAAUAAAUAACUAUUUGGACUCUGUAUUACAUAUUAUAUUUUUUUUUGUAUAUAGCAUAGUGUUAGUUGUUAGGUGCUUCGUGUACCUCUUUUGUUGAUUUAUUUUUGAUUUUUAUAAAUAUUAUAUAAUACACAUUAUAUAUUCAUUUCAUUCUCGUCAUGCGGUACUGGUCAUAUGAUUCGUGUUAUAUUUUGUUCGCCCAGUGUUUUUUGGGCACCUUUUAUCAUUAUAAAUUAGAAUAUUUUUUUACUGUAAUAUUUGUAAAGUGUUUGAUGUAUUGUUAGAUGUAUCCAACGACGAAACAAAAAAAAAUAUAAGUGAAAUUCCGUUAAAUCAGAUAGUAUCUAUUUUUAUGAAUCUGGCAUCUUCAUUUUUUAUAUAUCAAACUUUAUGUUAUGCUGAUAUUUGCAGAUAUGUAUUUCAAUACUUCUCUACCUUAAGGCCGAAGUUUAAUAUAUUAUUAAUAAAUUUCCUUACACCACUAUGUGGUAACAAGGUUUUUUGAAUAUAUAUAUAUAUAUAUAUAUAUAUAUAUAUAUAUAUAUAUAUAUUAAUAAAUUUCAUAUCUCAUGGAAUCUGCAGAUUUUUAAAUUUGUUGGUCUUGUGGAAUUAUUGAUUUUUUUCAAGACUUUCUGAUACUUUCAAUGGAAUCAAACUUCGGUUUUUUUUUUGUUUCGAUCGAAUUAAUAGACGGCUACUGGUAUCUGACUGCUUUUAGUUUAAUUAAAUUAAUUUUACAAUAGAUGGCAGUAGGCGUCAUUUUUUAUUUUUCAAGAUAUAAACUUGUAGUAAAACAAGCAUACUUUGCGUCGGUUUGAUACAUUGAAAUAUAUUUUUUAUCAAGUUUAGUUUUAGAUUGUAGUCGAAUAUUAAGACCGAGAAGAUAAACUAAUUCUGAUGGGAUCUCUGAAGAUUAAUUAAAAUUGAUCCGUUAGGUUACACGGUGGGUCUAAAACUGUCAAGUCUUUCCUGAACCCUUUUCGGUUCAGGAACACAGGUGCACCGGUUUACUAGAAUGUGACUGGCUGGACAGCUGGGGACACUACAUCAACACUCAAAUAUAAGUAUGUACAUAAAAAAGUGAUGAAAUCGCAUGUAAAGCGAUAUCGUUGACAAAGUAGAAGGCUGUAAUAUUUUCACCGAUAAAACUUGCUCUAGCAAGUAAUUUUAAUUUUCCCGUCUAUCGAAAUUUUUAGCGACUACGGUCGUUUCUCGCCGCGAAAAGGUUCGAAUUCUUGAAAGGUAGAUACUUCUGGAGAUGGACAGACAUCUAAAAAAUAGCAUUGCAUCAUAGUUUUUGGCAAGAAAAACAGUUUUUUGUCUAUUUACUCAGAUGAAAAGAUUUAUUGUUAGCAUUUCAUACUAACUAAGAAAAAGAGUUAACUUUUUUUUCAUAAUGUUCUUUUGCUACAAGUUUAUAUCGUUGGACGUGGUUUUUAAUUUAGUUGCGCCUAAUGAAUACGUACCUAUUGAUGUGUAUAAAAAAGAAGAGGCAGUGUAGACAAUGUUUUUAAUUUCGUUGUUAGAAGGUGGCCGGUUUUUAUUAAGCUUUUUCCUAAAUCAUAACUUUUUUCUUUUUCAUAUAAUCAGGUGAUAUACUUAAGGUGAUACAGUAGCGAUCAACAGGUAGCAAAAAUGCGUUCCAAGAUUGCGGCUGUAGUUUUGAAUAUUUUUUCGAGAUAUUUGGCACACGUAUUCAUAAUAUAAUAAAGAAUGGCGGUACAGAGCCCAAUUUGAAAAAUAUAUUAAUAUGUGGAAAUUACUCUGUAAUUAAAUACAAUAUUUAAAAAACGAGCCUGUGCCGCCAUUAAGAAGAACAAAAAAAUACACUUUCUUCAAAUAAACUUUUUUAUCCGAUGCCUAGAUUUUGUGUCAUUUUGGAACUACAGUAAAACCCCGAUAUAACGGACCUCCAUUUAACGGACUUCGGAUAUAACGGACAAGAAAAUCCGGUCAAAUGUGAAAAAAAUUAAAAAUGGCUCUGUAUUUUACAAAGAAUUUUUUAUUAUAGCAUAUUGCGGACACAUUUCUAAUUAUAAAAAAACAGUACAAACAUCAAAAGUGCAAACAAAACUUAAAAAAAGUUUGAUUUAUUUUAAACCUAUUUUUAUAUAACGGACUUUCGCCUUUAACGGACACCCCGUCCCCCCAAUUAGUCCGUUAUAUCGAGGUUUUACUGUACUAAAAUUUUUUAUUUCAUUAGUAGUUCCAAAAUGACACAAAAUCUAGGCAUCGGAUAAAAAGUUUAUUUGAAGAAAGUGUACUUUUUUGUUCUUCUUAAUGGCGGUACAGGCUCGUUUUUUUAAUAUUGUAUUUAAUUACAGAGUAAUUUCCACAUAUUAAUAUAUUUUUCAAAUUGGGCUCUGUACUGCCAUUCUUUAUUGUAUUACGAAUACGUGUGCCAAAUAUGUCGAAAAAAUAUUCAAAAUUACAGCCGCAAUCUUAGAACGCGUUUUCGCUACCUGUUGAUCGCUACUGUUUCCUCUUAAUUAUAAAUUAAAGUUAAUAAAAGUACCUAAUUCUUGAAUCCAUUUUUUAGUUUAGGGGUAAUAUACUUUUUAUUGAUAUACUAUAAAUAAUAUACAAAAAAUCUUACAAUUAAGAGUAAAACAUGGUAUAAUAAGUUACAGAAUUAUAAAAAUAUCCAAAAGAAUUACAAAAUUGUUCAAAACGUUUUCGGUCCUAUCGGACCAUAAUCAGUAAUACUUGAAAUAUUUUCAAAAGGCCACUUACAAAACGAAAAACUUUUAAUUUACAUAUAAAGCGUUAAAUGAACUUAAAGUUCUUCUUCUUCUUCCUCCUCCUCUGCUUCUUCUUCUUCCUCCCCCUCUGCUUCUUCUUCUUUUUCUUCUUCUUCUUUUUCUUCUUCUUCUUCUUCUUCUUCUUUUUCUUCUUCUUCUUUUUCUUCUUCUUCUUCUUCUUCUUCUUCUUCUUCUUCUUCUUCUUCUUCUUCUUCUUCUUCUUCUUCUUCUUCUUCUUCUUCUUCUUCUUCUUCUUCUUCUUCUUCUUCUUUUUGUAUAGACAUGACUCUGUCUGUUUUUCAAUGUGCCUCCAGUAAGUUGUCGUUCCAUCGUUUUCGUGGUCUUUCCACUGAUGGUCUUCAUAUUGGGGAACCGUCUAUCGCUGUCCUUAUUUGUUGUCAUUUGGCGUAUGUGGUCAAUCCAUUCUACUCUUCUGUUUCUUACCCAGUUAUUAAUGUUCUCCACCUUGCAUCUCCGUCGUAUAUCUGUACUUCUAGCACUAUCCCAUUGUGUCUUACCAUCAAUUUUUCGAAGGGUUUUCAUCUCCGCUGUUUAGAGCAAUCUUUUUGUCCUCUCUGUGUCAGGUCGUGUUUUUGCCGCGUAUGUCAUUAUUGGUCUGAUGACUGUUUUGUAAAUUCUACCUUUCAUUUCUUUUCCGAUAUUUUUAUUUCUCCAUAUUGUGUUAUUCAGGAAGCCUGAGGCUUUGUUUGCUUUAUUCACCUGAUCUUCCACUUUGGUUUCGAGCUUUCCGUAGCUAGAUAGUGUGAUGCCUAGAUAUUUAAACUCCAUGACUUGUUGUAUUAUCUGACCAUCCAGCUCCAAUUUACACCUUAUUGGAUUUGCUGUUAUAACCAUGCAUUUUGUAUUUUUGGUGAAAUUACCAUGUUAAAUUUUCUGGCUGUUAUAUUAAAUUGGUGCAGCGUACAUUGUAAAUCAUCUUCACUUUGAGAGAUUAGUAUUGCAUCAUCUGCAUAGCAGAUUAUUUUAAGUUGUUUUUGUCCCAUUUGGUAUCCUUUUUUAGUUCUUGAACAAUAAAGGACUAAAGGAAUCCCCCUGUCUUAUCCCAUUGCCAGCUUCAAUUGGGUCACUUAGUUCAUCUUCUACUUUUAUUUUUAUUUUGUUAUUCUGGUAGAUGUUUUCGAUCCUGGUAGUUAUUCCUAGAGGUAUCUUUCUUGCAUACAAUAACUGAUAAACGUCUUUUAAUUUGACCAUUUCAAAUGCUUUUUUAAGGUCAACGAAACAUAAAUAUGCCGGUUUGUUGAAUUUUAACGAUUUCUCUUGAACUUGUCUUGAACUAAAGUUAAACGACGUAAUGCAAUUGAUUAUGGAUUUUUAAGUAAAAGGGAGCAUACUGUGCUGUUACUCGAAAAUGGCGACCACGACUGGGUCCCGCCAAAGUUAUCAGCCAAAUCAGUUUAAAAAAGUUUUAGUUAAAAAUCUAUAAUCACCGACAUCAUGUUAUUUAAUUUUAAGUUCAUUUAAGAUUGAAUAUAUACAUUAAAGUUUCUUAUUCUGUUUGGUAAGUGGCUUCCUGUAAAUGUGUCAAGUAUCAUUGAUGAUGUUCCGAUAUGACCGAAAUCGUUUUGACCAAUUUUGUAAUCCAUUUGGAUAUUUUCAUAAUUUUAUAAAUUAUUAUACCAAUUACACUAGAAGUUCCACACUUGAUUGUAAGUUUUUUUUAAACUACGGUAUACAGCCAACUGGAAAUUUUUCCUUAUUAUAUACAAAAAGUUAAUGCAGAAAGAAAUGUUAUGAUUUUGGAAAUUUCUAUGGGCGAUUUCUGGACAAAAUUCCUAUGUUUGGAUUGUAAAUUUUUAUUUAUAGUAGAAUUUAAAUUUUAGACAAUACUACGCAUUGAUAUAGUCAAUUAUCAUUUAAAAAAAGUCAAUUUUGUAUGUACCAGCGUCACGAAUUGCAGUAUUUUCGAAUAAAUACAAAAAAUGUCUAGUGAGAUAAUGUAGUAAAAAAUUAAUAUCAAAAACAAUGUUCUUCGGUCUCAAAGUAUUGAAAACAUCCCCUGCUUAUCUUAAAAUCUACAUAGCAUAGCCAUAACUCCCCAAAAUUCAAGAUACUCGAUUUCAAUGUUUAAAUAUAUUUUCCAAUUGUACUUGAUGCCAUUUUUUAUCAUUAUUUACAUUCAGUGAGAAGUUUACUUCUCCACUGUGUUAUGCCAGUGUAUUGAUAAGGAUCCUCUGCUUUAACUGUAUAAUUAUAUUCAUCUAGUUUAAUUUAUUUAUAUAGUAGAAAGAUUGCGAAGACCCCAGUGAUUUAUACAGAAAGUUCUUCUGAGACUUUAUCCAACCAAAGAAUAAAUUUUGAUAAGAUUAACAAAUUCAAUAAAUAGCAAUUGGAAAAACUAAAGUAAGAGGAAAAGUAGAAACAAGAACUCACAAUCCAAAUUAAUUGGAAAAAAUAAGCUAGCAUGUAGUUAAAACAAAUGGUCGAGCGUAUUCUGAUGUAAACUGUGUUAAAAUAAUUCCAAAUAAUAUACUAAAGUAAUUCUAAUUCUUAGAAUUAUUCUACCACAGUUUAAAUCAGUAUAUCCUUUUAAGUGUACUGAACCGUUGAUUUUAAGUAUAUACUAGCUUAUUCUUUAAUUGUAAACUUUAAUAAUCACUGAUAUACGCAACAUUUUAGCCUGUAAAGUUUCUUUAGUUUCUCAAUCGCCCCGUUUUUAACAAUCAGAAUUUUAUUUGAAUUUGGAGCACAUGUUUCUACUUUUAGUAACAUGUAGUGACUAGCCAUUCUUGUCUGUUUCUUUAACUUGGUACCUAUGAUUAUGUAGAAGUUGUCAAUUUUUUGUUGUGUCAUUUGUCUGUUUUGUUUAAAAUACUUGCAGUAAAACAUAAUUUGUCCUUAUAAUUUUUUUCUACUUAAUAUAGCAUUGUGGCAUGUUCCUUCCGACAUCUACCUAUUAACAUUCAAUGAAAUACAAGAGUCAAAAUUCCAGCGUCUUGCAUGAUUGCACUAAGAUAUUUUAAAUAUUCUUUAUCCACCUUAUGGAUAGUAUCUAUCUUGUAAUAGUUUGUACUUAGCAUUUUAAUUUUAUUAUCGGUUUUCACAUCCUGCCUCUUAGUUAUAUCAUGCAAUAUUUGAUCGUUUGAGAUUUUCUUUGUUAAUUGACGUUAAAAUUAGUAUUUAUUUGGAAAACCAAUUUCACAGCUCAAUUCAAUGACUGACUAAUUGAACAUUACUUUAAUAUUUAAUGAAUCUGUCAUAUCAAUAUUCUGAUUAGAAAUGACUUGUUUGUAUCUAUUUUUACUGUUACCACUUUUGAUCCAUUAGUAGUAUUUUAUUAGUUAUAACGAUGAUGAUAAUAUUUUCCAAAGCUUUUAAAAUAGCGCCUGUUAAAAAUUACCCUAUUCUUCUGAUCUAAGGGCAUUUCAUGCAGCCAAUUUAGCUUACCACAAUUUUGGCUGUUGUAGGGUUUAGGCUGUUUCUUGCCGAUGCUUUCAUGUUCUUGUACGCGUGCUGUAGGAUUUCUUUGUAUCUCAGUCUUCAUGUGUUUGAUGUAUCCCGGUAUAGAUUGCUAGAAUUCGUUUGGUGAUCCACUGAAAGCAUUAUUUUUGAUAUUUUGAUAUACAAAAAUGUAGAAUUAAAAAUUAGUUAGAAAAUGUCAAUUAUGGAAUUAUUUUGAAGUUACCGCUCUUUUUGUGAUAGCUGGUUAACUUGAGUGAACUAAGUAAGUACAGAAAUAUUAAAAAGAAAACAAUAUGCAGAUAAAAAUGGUCGUGUUGUGCAUAUCUAUUGUUUAAUUUUUACACAAGAAUAAAACACGGUACUUACUAAUUGCAUACGCACCACAAAAGCAACGAGUGUACUUUUUACAGUGAUACCCUCUAAUCAGGUGCCUCAAUUUUCUUUAAAUUCGUUAAAAUAAUAUAAAUACUAAGUUAAGAAAAUAUUAUAUGAAUGUAAUAUAAAUUCACAUAUUGCUGUUUCACAAAAAUAUAUUAAAAAAUGAUAA